Molecule: messenger RNA, 1867 nt
Organism: Scleropages formosus (Asian bonytongue)
Lineage: Eukaryota; Metazoa; Chordata; Actinopteri; Osteoglossiformes; Osteoglossidae
Gene: fuca2
Product: alpha-L-fucosidase 2
Exons: 7
Coding region: 84-1460 (458 amino acids)
Biological process (GO): fucose metabolic process; glycoside catabolic process
Cellular component (GO): lysosome
Molecular function (GO): alpha-L-fucosidase activity
Source: RefSeq, a predicted model, not a curated record
AAGCGGCAAUCAUGUGAUUGAAACCCAGCGAGAGCCGGAGCUGAAGCGACAAGAUAACUGUCGGUGUGUCAGACGCUUGAAGCAUGUUUCCGAAGCGCGCGCUCCUGUCGCCGCUCUUCGCGCUCGCGCUCGCGCUCGCGGGCUGCAGCUGUCAGUACGAGCCCACGUGGGACUCGCUCGACUCCCGACCCCUGCCGGGGUGGUACGACCAAGCCAAAUUCGGCAUUUUCGUGCACUGGGGGGUGUUUUCUGUGCCCAGUUACGGCAGCGAGUGGUUUUGGUGGUACUGGCAGAAGCAGCAGCAGCCGUCCUAUGUUGAUUUCAUGAAGAAGAACUACCCCCCCGACUUCCAGUACCAGGACUUCGCACCGCUCUUCACCGCAGAGUUCUUCGAUGCUAAACGAUGGGCCGAUAUCUUCGCCGCGUCCGGAGCCAAGUACGUGGUUCUCACCACAAAACACCAUGAAGGCUUCACUUUGUGGGGCUCCAAAUACUCCUGGAACUGGAACGCAGUGGACACAGGUCCAAAGCGGGAUCUGGUGGAUGAGGUGGCCACAGCAGUGAGGGCCAAUGGGAACCUCCGGCUCGGGCUCUACCACUCCCUCUUUGAGUGGUUCCAUCCGCUCUUCCUUCAGGACGCUGCCAACGUGUUCAAAACCAACCUGUUCCCCACUAGCAAGUCCCUCCCUGAGCUCUAUGAGAUCGUGAACAAGUACAAGCCGGAGGUGCUGUGGUCCGACGGGGAUGGAGACGCCCCCUACCAGUACUGGAACAGCACAAGCUUCCUGGCUUGGCUCUACAAUGAAAGCCCUGUACGAGAGACCGUUGUGACAAAUGACCGCUGGGGAGUUGGCACCAUGUGUCAACACGGUGGCUUCUACACCUGUACUGACCGCUAUAACCCUGGGCACCUACUCAAGCACAAGUGGGAGAACUGCAUGACCAUUGACCAGAAGUCCUGGGGGUUCAGGAGGGACGCCCAGCUCAGUGACUUCCUCACCAUCGAACAUCUAGUGGCUACUCUGGUAGAGACCGUUUCCUGUGGGGGGAACCUGCUGAUGAACGUGGGACCCACACAUGAUGGACGCAUCGUCCCAAUCUUCGAGGAGCGCCUGCGGCAGAUGGGCCAGUGGCUGGGGGUCAACGGGGAGGCCAUCUACAACACGAGUGCAUGGAGAGCCCAGAAUGACACUGCCACUCCAGGAAUCUGGUAUACAUGGAAACCACAGGAGAAAACAAUCUAUGCAGUGUUCUUGCAAUGGCCCACCGGUGGAAAUGUGACUCUCAAUGUUCCUGUGGUUUCUGAGGGAAAGACUCAGGUGACUCUGCUUGGUUACGCUCAGCCUCUGAAGUGGACAUCCGUGAAACCAACUGGGCUGACGGUCUUCCUGCCUUCAUUUUCCAUCGGUCAGAUGCCAUGUUAUUGGGCAUGGACACUCAAACUGACGGGAGCAGGUUGAUGCAGGAAAAGAAAUGCACAGCAAUUUUUAAUUUUCAUUAACAUUUUCAGGGGCAUUGUUUUAAUGAUUUUAAGAAUCAAGUAUCACUGUGAUUGUAAUUAAACUAUUUUACAGUAGAAUAAGAAGCAUAUUGUAUAAUGUAAAGGGAUAACAUGUUAAGCCAAGCAUUCUGAAGUUCCAGAAGAAUCCUAGAGGGGCCAGUUGCAAUGCUGCAUGAUGUUACUGCUGCAAAACUUAACAUGACUGCAAAAUAGUAAGUAAAUCAUUACUGAUCAGGAAAUGCUACUUAACCAGUUUUUUAGAAUAUUUUCUUGCAAUAACAAAGGAUGUUCAGUAUGAAUUACUAUAAAUUCUUAAGGUGAAUAGUUAAAGGGAUAAGGAAACAAGCAAAUAUUAUAACUCAUAUA